GCUGGAGACUGAGCUCCGCGCUCACUGAGGCUCACACGUCUGCCGAGGUAGCCGGUGUGUGGGGGUUGGAUGCAGGGACCGACACGGACAACAUGCGGAGUCCUGCGCCGACGCUGCCGCCGUGCAGUCCUGAGCGGGUCUACUUUGUGUGAAUAAUGUCUGGAGGUGCUGAGGCUUCUGACUGGGAAAGUUGUUCGUCGGUUGUUUGGAUUUGAGACAAGAUGCAUCUGUUUCGGAGUCACAAUUACCAAGUGUUCCCGGACCGCUCCGCAGUGGAAACCCCGAGCAUACGGGGCAUCAGCUGGACUCCGCUGCCAGAGGCCCUGAAUUCAAAGGACACCAUGAAGCAGUUUCUUUCAGAUCGCGUUGUAAAGGCAGCGAGGUCCGUCUACAGUGUUAUAAUCGAGAGGAACACAGAUCUGAUCCGAGAUAGAAAGCAUCACCUCAAAACAUACAGACAAUGUUGUUCUGCGAGGGAGCUUGUUGAUUGGCUGAUGAAACAAAAUGAAUGCCUGCAAUCAAGAAGCCAGGCGGUUGGGAUGUGGCAGGUCCUGGUGGAUGAAGGAAUCCUCGUUCAUGUGAAACAUGAGCUGAACUUCCAUGACAAGGACACUCAGUUCUUCCGCUUCCAGGACUCGCUUGCUCUGAACCACGUGAGCAACGAGAAGGACUGCGAGGACGAGCUGCAGGAGGGUCUGUCGCUGCUCUCCCAGCUCGGCCCCGACGCGCUGCUCACCAUGAUUCUACGCAAAUGCCCGAGCCAAAGGAGUGCGGAGGACCUGGAGGUCAUCUACGAGGAGCUGCUGCACGUCAAGGCUGCAGCUCAUCUCUCCACCUCUGUGCGUAAGGAGCUGGCAGCGGUGCUCGUCUUUGAAUCGCAUGCCAAGGCAGGAACAGUGUUGUUCAGUCAGGGGGACAAAGGCACUUCUUGGUACAUCAUCUGGAAAGGCUCUGUAAAUGUGAUCACGCAUGGGAAGGGCCUGGUCACCACACUACAUGAGGGCGAAGACUUCGGGCAGCUCGCUCUGCUGAACGAUGCACCUCGAGCUGCCACCAUCAUCCUGAGAGAAGACAACUGCCACUUCCUGCGUGUACACAAGCAGGACUUCAUACGCAUCCUCAAGGAUGUCGAAGCAAACACCGUGCGACUUGAAGAACAUGGGAAAAGUGUUCUGGUGUUGGAGAAGAGCAGCGACUGGGCCGAGCCGGGAGGAGCAGGAAACAACAGCAAGUACACGGUCAUGUCAGGAACCCCAGAGAAAAUCCUGGAGCACCUGUUGGACACAGUGAAGUUGGACUCUAACGGAAAUGACGCCAUAGAUCCCUGCGUCAGCGACUUUCUGCUCACACACAAACUCUUCAUGCCCUCCAGCCAGCUGUGUCCCGCACUCCAGCACCACUACCAGGCGGAGCUGUCGGAGGGUUCGGAACAGGAGAAGGCUUCAUACGUCCUCAGCGCGAAGCAGAAGGUGGUGAAGCUGAUCAGCCAGUGGGUGGCGCUGUAUGGCCUCCUGCUGAGAGAAGACCCCGUCGCUCUGGACUCUCUGGAGAGGUUGAAGAAGGAGGUGGCCGCUGACUUCCGUCUGUCCAGCAUGCUGAAAGAACAAUUUAGGGAAAGGAGGAGAACAAAAGUGAUGGAGAACGGAUAUCAGUCACUGAGCAGGAACCUGCAAUUUGAUUGGUUUUCAUACUGUGAGGAGCCAGUGGGGAGGCUACAGCCAAUCAGAGCACAGGAUAAAGUGCUGUACGAGAUCUACAGGCCGGACAACAAACCUGUCACUCUGAUGCUGCCGGUCAACUCGUCCGUACAGGAAGUGAUGUCAGCGACAGUCAAAGCGGGCGGAGAUCACAUCCUGGUCAAAAUGAACUCCACGGGAGAAAGAGCUCAGCUCAAGAUGGAUGCGACCGCAGUCUACACGGCGCUGGGACUCAACGAGAGACUGUUCAUCUGCAGGAGCAGCCGUGUGGAACAGCUGACGGCCCUGAAGGAGCAGCAGGGUCCCGAGCGAGGAACCUCUGACAUCCUGGAACAGAUGGGCUCGAAAGAUAUCGCCACUGAGCUCACCAACUACGACUGGGAACUGUUCACUGCCAUGCAUGAGGUGGAGCUCGUCUACUACAUAUUCGGCCGUCAUAAAUUCCCCGGCGCCAUCACAGCUAACCUGGAGCGGUUCGUGCGUCGCUUCAACGAGGUGCAGUACUGGGUGGUGACAGAGCUGUGCCUCUGUGAAGACCUGGUGAAACGAGCCGUGCUGCUCAAGAAGUUCAUAAAGAUCGCUGCAGUAUUAAAGGAGCAGAAGAAUCUCAAUUCCUUCUUCGCCGUGAUGUUCGGUUUGAGCAACAGUGCAGUACACAGACUGUACAAGACCUGGGAGAGAAUACCCAGCAAGACAAAAAGGAUUUACUGCGCUUAUGAGAGGUUGAUGGAUCCCUCUCGCAACCACCGAGCCUACAGACUGGCUGUGGCCAAACUCAGUCCUCCCUACAUCCCCUUCAUGCCCCUGCUGCUCAAAGACAUGACUUUCAUCAACGAGGGAAAUCCAAACUAUGUUGACAAAUUGGUCAACUUUGAGAAAGUGCGCAUGAUUGCCAAGACGGUGAAAAUCGUGCGAGGCUGCAGAAGCCAGCCGUACGUGGCUUCGUCUCCUCAGAGGGGCCUGACUGAUCGGAUGUCUCUGGAAGGGCCUUCGACCCGCAUCUCUACAUGCUCAGACUACGCUCUCCCUCUGCGGAGUCCCAGCAACAUCCGGCACUACAUUCAGAACCUGAAGGUGAUCGACAACCAGCGCAAGCUAACACAGCUGUCGAGAACAAUCGAAUGCUAGAGCGGCAAAGACGGUAACAAGUGAAGCUGGAUGAACAAACCUUCCACACUACAGUGUGAAUCCACUGAUUCAAGGAGAUGGACCUUCGUGGAGAAGUUCUCUGCACAGCGUGAAGAGCGUGUGCACAAUAACAACCUGAGGAACAACAAGAGAAUCAGAUUCCAUGUCCGGGGACUUGUUUUUAAUCCAAGAAGCCUUACAGCAGUGUGUGUGCGUGUGUGUGCGGCACAACGUUACAACAUACAGUUAAAUACAGUUUGGUGUAAAGAAUCAUUGAUGUGACCUCUUGUCUACCCACGCAAGUUCUUUCACAUUAAAACUAAUAUAUUGUAUCAAAUCUUUUUUUUGUUUUGGCAACGUGGCCACAAACUGACGUGCAUAUCAUUUCAUACGAUGUUGUUUUCGAAAUAAAUUAUUUUCUCAGUUA
This is a messenger RNA of Cottoperca gobio, 3252 nucleotides long. RefSeq names its product Rap guanine nucleotide exchange factor (GEF) 3 (gene rapgef3). Lineage: Eukaryota; Metazoa; Chordata; Actinopteri; Perciformes; Bovichtidae. The coding region runs from base 222 to 2825 and encodes 867 amino acids. Gene Ontology annotation, molecular function: guanyl-nucleotide exchange factor activity. Gene Ontology annotation, cellular component: plasma membrane. Gene Ontology annotation, biological process: Ras protein signal transduction. The transcript is spliced from 27 exons. The record is from RefSeq and is a predicted model, not a curated record.